CAACUCCGCAUCAACACUACAGACAGCGCCCAUUGUAGGGGCUUUAUCUGGGUCUGCACGACCUGGAGUCUAUGAACAUGGCUUGUUCAUGCCGCAUGAUUGCUCUGCGAAUCUUUGCCCGGAGCCUGGCCCAGGUCCACGCUCCGACGACGCAGUACGCGAGAUCGACAUGGCCGGCGAAUCGCUCCCGGCUCCCGAAUCGCAACAUCUCCAUUACUCACAACUACCGACAAGCACACACUCUUGCAGAAUCGUCGGAUACCGCGGCAGAAGGGCAAGAAGCACAGAAGCUGCCCCCAGAAGACCAGCGCAAACCUCAGCCAGAAGAGAGCCUGCAAUCGUCCUCUUCCCGGGCAUCUGAAUCCUCAGGAGAGGAGGAUAGGCUGUUCAAGAUAACGAAGCGCUCCAAGAACGCUUUCCGUAAAGCGACCAGAUACUCACAACAAUCUGUUCCAUCGCUGUCUUCAGAGAGUCAGGGGCAUUCAGAAGAGAAGCCAGACAAGGACCAGCAAUCGAGAACGAGCACGGAGGAGCUGAAGACGAGCACGGAGGAACUGAAGACCAGCACAGAGGAGUCAACGGAACAGCCGAAGAAAAUCAAGAAACUACGGGAGAAGAAACGACAGAAGAGGGCGGAAAUGCGGGCGGAACGAAGCGAAGAACAAGCUUCCAAGGUCAAGGAUAAGGAAGAGAGGGUUGACAACAGCCCAGAGGAGCCGAAGACGAGUGCAGAGGAGUCGACGGAACAGCCAAAGAAGAACAAGAAACUACGGGAGAAGAAACGACCGAAUAGGGCGGAAAAGUGGGCGGAGGAGGGGACGGAACGAAGCGAACACCAGGCUGCCAAGGUCAAGGAUAAGAAAGAGAGGGAUGACAAUAGACCAAUGUGGCUGAAACAGAAAGAGGCGCUCAAGAAGAAGUUCCCAGAGGGCUGGAGGCCACCCAAGAGGCUAUCACCGGACGCGCUCGAUGGCAUCCGAGUGCUGCACCGGCAGUUCCCAGACAUGUAUACAACAGCUGCACUUGCCGAGAAAUUCGAGGUGUCGCCCGAGGCCAUCCGGAGGAUUCUCAAGGCCAAGUGGGAGCCCAGCGCCGAGGAGGAAGAGAGCCGCCAGACGAGGUGGUUCAAACGCGGGGUGAGCGUGUGGCAGCGGUACGCGGAGCUGGGCAUGCGGCCGCCGAAGAAGUGGCUUGAGGCCGGGGUGCAGGCGGGUUAUGAGGAGCCGUCGCGCAAGGAACAACAGUCUGAAAAGGAGGAUGUCGCCGGGGGUAUGGACCCAGAGACAGCCGUACGACUGCAGGCUCAGAUGAAACUGUCAAAGAGCCUGGUCUAAGGUGAAGCUACUAGCGAGAGGAAACACAGUCACAUCCACACUACAGUACUGACCGCACUUGCACUGGGGAAGAAAACAGGUUGUCGAAAAGAACGUUGUGGAGUUCUUGUGGCCUGCCUAGAUCUGGUCUUUUCUUCUGAGGGAAGUUGUUCCGCAUACCUGCCUAGAGGUUCCCCUCAGGAGGCUUGGAGGCUGUCCUCUGGUAGGUCGCCCUAUAGGAGGCUAUCCACAAGAGGUCAUCCCACGCGUGGUGAUCCCACAGCGCAUGAUUCCGUAGGUGGUUGGGGGAAGAGAUGCUGUGGUGGCGAAGCGGACUCCCAAGCAGGGCUCAUAGUAUUGGUAGAUUCUACAAUGGGACCUGCUGCUACGA
Messenger RNA from Diaporthe batatas, 1704 nucleotides. RefSeq lists its product as uncharacterized. The record is from RefSeq and is a predicted model, not a curated record. Lineage: Eukaryota; Fungi; Ascomycota; Sordariomycetes; Diaporthales; Diaporthaceae. Gene Ontology annotation, cellular component: nucleus. The coding region runs from base 72 to 1334 and encodes 420 amino acids. The transcript has a single exon.